Messenger RNA from Syzygium oleosum, 1291 nucleotides. RefSeq lists its product as uncharacterized. The coding region runs from base 179 to 1039 and encodes 286 amino acids. The record is from RefSeq and is a predicted model, not a curated record. The transcript is spliced from 6 exons. NCBI's taxonomy places the organism in Eukaryota, Viridiplantae, Streptophyta, Magnoliopsida, Myrtales, Myrtaceae. Gene Ontology annotation, molecular function: protein binding.
GAGACGAGAAGAUAAUCGGAACGACGCGCACGCUCUCCCUCGAUUCCCGAGAAUGUCUCGCUGCGAUCGCGAUUUUCCCGGAAAAUGAUUUCCCGAGAAUCUCCGUCGCCGAAGCCGUCGCCGUCGCCGUCGUCUUCUCGGUGACGUCGGAGCUAGAGCGGACCGAGACGAGCGAGGAAUGCAUUCGCUGAGCCUGAAGGCUUUCGGCAGCGACGCCAAUGCGGCGACGGCGGCGCGGAGGUGCUUCCCGCCGCCCCAGGCGAGCCCGAGGAGGGAGCGGCUGAGCUGCCGGGAGUUCCCGAGGAAUUGCAGGAUCGUCGCCGCUGCUUCUUCCUCGGAGGGGAGCGGCGGCGCGGGAGGAGGGGGCGGGGAGGGCAAGAGCUCCAGCGCCAGCUCGUUCCUGACGCGGAGUCAGACUUACGCGCUGCUGAAGCAGCAAAUGGAGGUCGCCGCCAAGUCCGAGGAUUAUAAGGAAGCUGCUCGAAUUCGUGAUUCAUUGAAGUUGUUUGAGGAGGAGGAGCCGGUUCUCCGCCUGCGGAGGUUAAUGAAGGACGCAAUCACUGAUGAGAGGUUUGAGGACGCAGCUAAAUAUCACAACGAGCUGAAAGAAAUUGCACCCCAUUCACUCUUGAAAUGUGCAAGCGAUGCAACAACCUUGGGUAUCAGGGUUCAAGUCAGGAGUGUGUACAUUGAGGGGCGGAGUCAGCCUUCCAAAGGGCAGUACUUUUUUGCGUAUAGGAUCAGAAUUACCAAUAAUUCAGAUCGACCAGUUCAACUUCUUAGAAGACACUGGAUCAUAACUGAUGCCAAUGGCAAAGUCGAUAACUUAUGGGGAAUUGGAGUUAUAGGCGAACAACCCGUUAUGCUUCCCAGGACUAGUUUUGAGUACUCAUCUGCAUGCCCACUCUGCACGCCCAGUGGAAGAAUGGAAGGUGACUUUGAGAUGAAACACGUUGACAAGGUAAAGUCACCGACGUUCAAUGUGGCCAUCGCGCCAUUCUCACUCUCCACUCUGGGGGAUGACUCCGAUGCCUUCUGAUUUCCAGAUGUCUUCUCUUCUUGAGAUGGAUCCGGCAUUGAGGCGUGUCUUUGCUCCGAUUGAGUUUCUUGUAGACUAUUUUUAUGGUAGAACUGUAUAGCGAAGCAACAUCCAGUUGUAUAGAUUACUCUUCCUCCAGUGCAAUAUGAGCUCUCGUCUCCUUUUCUUCUGUCUCUUUUUUCUGUGUUUGGACAGACAUUGUCAAAUAUACGUAUAGUUUCCCAAAUGAGGCAGAAGUUUCGACAGUGUUUA